This is a messenger RNA of Pieris brassicae (large cabbage white), 1542 nucleotides long. RefSeq names its product probable RNA-binding protein 18. The coding region runs from base 307 to 888 and encodes 193 amino acids. NCBI's taxonomy places the organism in Eukaryota, Metazoa, Arthropoda, Insecta, Lepidoptera, Pieridae. The transcript is spliced from 4 exons. Gene Ontology annotation, cellular component: nucleus. Gene Ontology annotation, molecular function: RNA binding. The record is from RefSeq and is a predicted model, not a curated record.
AGGGACCAUAGAUUUUAGUAUCUAGACGAUUGACUAAAUUUACAAUUAAGUAAUAUAUAUAUCUUAAUUUAUUACAAAAAAGAUUAAAUUACGUUCGUAGUAUCGCGUAUUGAUUGUAAUGUUUAUACUUCAUAGUCGUACUGUUUUGUUGAUUUCUAAAAGUAUACAACCGAAUGUGUUGUAAAUGUAAUGAUCAGUUUUGAAAAGUUAAGAAUACUUUUGUGAAGGGCUGUUCGUGUUCAAUUCUUUUUCUAGACAAUUUGCAAGCGGAGAAUAAUAGGCACAGGCGUUACGCCGUGCCAAAAGAUGGAUAGUGCAACGAUACCACUAAGUCUGGAACCGGUGCAGCAGACUGAUGUCUGUGAGAAGAGACUUUGGAUUGGAAAUUUGGAUACUAGAGUUAAUGAGUAUCAACUACUGAAAAUGGUCCGUGUGUAUGGUAAUAUUGAGAAGUUGGAUAUGUUAUUCCAACGGAGUGGGCCGAAUGCUGGUCAGCCAAGAGGGUUUGCCUUUGUGACAUAUAAGUUAAGGCAGGAUGCUAUAAAGGCAAUGAGCUCCUUAAACGGUCAGCUUUUGGGAAACAAACGAAUUUGUGUCAAGUUUGCUAAAAAUGCUUCAGAGGAUCAAGAGAAACCAAAACCAGAAUUAGGUAUACCUGCACUGACAGCUGGAAAACCAGAGCUAAAACUAAGCAAGAAAACCGCAAUCCAGACUAUUGAGGCUAAACUUAAAUUGUUAGAAAAUAUGAAAGCUGGAGAUGAUUUUGUUAUUAAUAAGUUGGCUGCUAAUGAAGCUCCAGUCAUAACUCAAUAUCAGCUUAAACAGCAACAAUCAAAUAAAACCAACAGCUCAUUCAAAAGGCGACAUCCUUAUCAUAGGAAAAGAUAAAUAUGUAGUAUUAAAAAUUUUGCUUAAGAUAAUUAGCAUUCUUAAAACUAUAUCAGUAUUUCACCUUAAUAGUUGGGGAGGUGGUAUUUUAAACUGCAGUCGAAAUACUUAGCUGAAACAUUAACAAUACUCUAAUGCUUGCAAGGUACAUUCUAUAAUAAUAAUUGUAUUACAACAUUUUUUAAAAUUAAUUUUCAAUUUUUGUAUUUGAUUGAGUUCUAGACCAUUAUAAAUGAAUUUGUUUUCCCACUUCCUCUCAUAGCUUUAAAAAUGUGAAAUUAUAGAUUUUUGUAAUAGUUGAAUUUUUUAGGUUUAAGUGUACAUUAUGAGAUAAAUGACUCAAAUAUGAUGGUAUAUAUUUUAGGUAUUAGCGUAGGUAUUGAAGGCACAAACAAAACAAAAUAUAUCUGCAGCUUAUAAUAGGUUUUAAUAUUAAGCUUCUGUCUGAUUAAAAUAAAUUGUAGAAAGUAAUAAUAAUACCUCUACUGUAUAUUGUUUAUGGAUAUUAAAUAUAAGAUCAUGUGUUCAUUAGAUAUUGCAAUCUCAAAUAAGUUUUAAUAUUUAGCAGUUACCAGUGGUAUUUUUAUUUGUAUGACAUCAUAAGAAUUAGUGUGUGUUUUAAAAUAAAGAAUAAUGUAAAAUAUGUACUUUUAU